Molecule: messenger RNA, 861 nt
Organism: Spodoptera frugiperda (fall armyworm)
Lineage: Eukaryota; Metazoa; Arthropoda; Insecta; Lepidoptera; Noctuidae
Gene: GOBP1
Product: general odorant-binding protein 1
Exons: 3
Coding region: 41-535 (164 amino acids)
Molecular function (GO): odorant binding
Source: RefSeq, a predicted model, not a curated record
CCGGCGCCGGACGCGCACUCACACACACACCGCCGCCGCCAUGCUGCUGUUGCUGCGCGCGCUGCCGCUGCUGGCCGCCGUGCUGCCGCUGCGCGCCGACGUCAACGUCAUGAAGGACGUCACUCUCGGCUUCGGACAGGCGCUCGACAAGUGUCGCCAGGAGAGUCAACUGACGGAGGAGAAGAUGGAAGAAUUCUUCCACUUCUGGCGUGAUGACUUCAAGUUCGAGCACCGCGAGCUGGGCUGCGCCAUCCAGUGCAUGAGCCGGCACUUCAACCUGCUCACCGACUCCAGCCGCAUGCACCACGAGAACACCGAGCAGUUCAUCCAGUCCUUCCCCAACGGCGAGGUGCUGGCGCGGCACAUGGUGGAGCUGAUCCACGCGUGCGAGAAGCAGCACGACCACGAGGAGGACCACUGCUGGCGCAUCCUGCACGUGGCGGAGUGCUUCAAGCAGGCGUGCGUGCAGCGCGGCGUCGCGCCCUCCAUGGAGAUGAUGAUGACCGAGUUCAUCAUGGAGGCGGAGGCGCGCUGACCUGCUGUCUCACCCACCGGUACCACAUACUUACUAGGCACGGAAACAUGUGUAGCAAUAAGACGACUCUUAGAUACAUAAUGAAGUAUGUAUUAUAGUUAGUAAUGUAAGUACCCAGUUGUAGGGGCCGCGGAAUACGGCAACCGAUUUACUUCACGACUUAAGCUUGCAAAUGGAUCUGACUAUUAGCUUUAAGGUUGAUAUUUAUAGUUAAGUAAUGAUAACAAUAUUUGAUUAUUUAUUAAAUAAACAUUAAGUCCAUGAGUAUGACAUUUCAGUCACCAAUCUGGUUCUGGAGUCAUUAAAGUUAUAAGUAUAAACUGAAA